Molecule: messenger RNA, 2130 nt
Organism: Rasamsonia emersonii CBS 393.64
Lineage: Eukaryota; Fungi; Ascomycota; Eurotiomycetes; Eurotiales; Trichocomaceae
Product: G1/S-specific cyclin Pcl5
Exons: 2
Coding region: 1-2130 (709 amino acids)
Biological process (GO): regulation of cyclin-dependent protein serine/threonine kinase activity
Cellular component (GO): nucleus; cyclin-dependent protein kinase holoenzyme complex
Molecular function (GO): protein kinase binding; cyclin-dependent protein serine/threonine kinase regulator activity
Source: RefSeq, a predicted model, not a curated record
AUGGACGUCUUGGGUUUGAAUCUCUCAAACCCGAGCCAACAGAAGACGACCAAUGCUCAUCCAUACACUUCAUCGGUCGCGUCUUCCGCCUCUUCCUCUGCCUCCUCGAUCUUCUCCUUGGACUGCGUAUCUUCACAGAGCUCAAUCUCUUCGUCGUCAACCAAUGCCGUAGAUGUCAUUUGGGAGAACGACGUGACAGGGGAAAGCCAGGCAGCUGGUCGAGGUUUGCCUCAUCCAAGUGAAUCUACUUCCCGUUCUUCUCGAGGUGGAAUUAGAGGAUGUGCUCCUAAAGUUGCUGACCCUGCCGUGCCGCCGGAGUUGCGGAAGCACCCUCGACGCACAAACAGUUCUGUUGCCCCGUCGAACGGAGCUCCCGCAUCCUGCCCUCGGCCGCUGCCAUCGCUCGUGCGUCAGUGUGACCGCAAGAUCGUUGAGACCAUAUGGCCUCUGUCCGGGGUUGCUCUUCGGAGCGAUUCCUCCCUUGGGUGUAAGGGCGUUCUACCCCUUCGCACUUUCAUUCAAGAAACGUUGCGAAGGUCUCGUACUAGCUAUAGCACCCUGCAGGUCGCACUAUACUAUCUCAUCAAGAUCAAAUCGCACGUCCCGAAACAUGAUUUUACCAUGGAGCAACCUCGUGAUAAGCCGGUUGCCCGGGCGAUGCAAUGCGGUAGACGCAUGUUUCUGGCAGCCCUGAUUCUUGCAUCCAAAUACUUACAAGACCGGAACUAUUCCGCCCGGGCUUGGAGCAAGAUCUCGGGUCUCAACACGCUGGAAAUUAACCAGAACGAAUUGAUGUUCCUGGAAGCGGUGGAUUGGAAGCUGCACAUUCCAGAAGCUAUCUACCAGCGAUGGACGGACAUUGUCCUCAAGUUUACGCCCAGCGCGGGCAUCGCGCCUAGUGGAGAGUGCUGGCGGACAAUCAUCCCGAAGCUGACUCCGGAGUUGGAUACCGUCGACGUGGAGCCAUCUAGCCCCUCUGGCCUUUUUGGCUUCGAAAUGGUCUCCGCUGCUGAGUCUUCCUCGCCGCGCAGCUCGUCCGGACGCGAGGGUACGGCGACUGGCUUGCCGUCGUCGAAUGAGCAGACCCCGACCUGCUCUGGCAAUAUUCCUUUAACCCUAGAGCCUACGCCUCGCAUGGAAUGUCCGAACCCGACUCUGCCAGCCCUGCCCAAGCUUGGCCUGCUGCCCACGCCACAGAUGACACCACAGUCUAACGCUGCCGGUACUCCUGCUGCGAGUGCUGGUGGUGCCUGUUCUCGACGGCCGUCGAUCUGUGCAGCGAUCUCUCAGGCUCAGAAUAUGUGCAUGGCGCGCUCCACGCUUGAUCAACGCCCGUCAGCCGUGUUCUGUAACAAACCCGGAAACCCGGACGGUUAUCCGUCUCUGGUUCGCCGCUCUUCUCUCGCGCGAUCCACCUCUUCUGCCUCGUCUCCUGAGUCGAUGGUCUCCGACGUCUCGACGAUCUCCUCUCGCUCGUCAAGAUCUUCGUCAAUCUCUUCGUGCGCAUCUGGGACUUGCGCGCCACUUCAGCCUCGAUUGGCUGUCACGGCGACUCGUCGUUGCGCCACCAACUCCCUGAAAGAGUGCAGAAAGAACUUGGCGAUUGCGUCACCAAUCGACGAGACAUCAUUUGGGGACAUCUAUAGUUCCCCGGACACUGACACAGGGGCGACUGGCUCAGUGCCCGAUCUGUCCAACUUCUCUCUCGACACUCCGGUCGACCUCAGCGCUUCUGCUCAGGAAGCCGCCCAAGGUCUCUGUGAGCUGUCUGGAGCUGUCCCACGCUCUAACCCCACGCCGGAGCCUCCUCGUGAGUCCAGACGAUGCAGGAAACGAGGUCGGACAACGUCAGAAGACCAUCCGUUACAGAGUAAUGUUCGCCAGCUGAUGGCGUUGCACGCGGUUCAAGACAAUGGGGUCGUCCUGCCGGACCAGAGCGUUGCGGAUUCGUUCCUGGUUCCUCAAGCUAAGGGACUGCAGUCUCCACUAGAUGGUCAGUUGAGCUCCAUGAAGCUGCCUGUCCAGCUGCCCAGCCAAAAAGGCACGGGCGGCACCAAGCGUGCUUGCUGCAGCACGGAAGUUCGCAGAGUGGCUCUCGAUGCCGGUGGUCAGGCCGAUUUCAUGAACUGA